This is a messenger RNA of Micromonas pusilla CCMP1545, 744 nucleotides long. RefSeq lists its product as uncharacterized. NCBI's taxonomy places the organism in Eukaryota, Viridiplantae, Chlorophyta, Mamiellophyceae, Mamiellales, Mamiellaceae. Gene Ontology annotation, cellular component: outer membrane. Gene Ontology annotation, biological process: peptidoglycan turnover. The transcript has a single exon. Bases 1 to 744 code for a protein of 247 amino acids. Gene Ontology annotation, molecular function: hydrolase activity, hydrolyzing O-glycosyl compounds. The record is from RefSeq and is a predicted model, not a curated record.
AUGCCGCCCGCGCCGUACACGCGCACGAUGGAGGCGACCGCGUACAGCAGCGACUGGCGCUCGUGCGGAUGGACCUGGGGCCUCUCGCUCGGCCCGCUGCCGUUCUACGUCCCGCUCUGCCUCGGCACGCGCCCGAGCGGGACGCGCGAGUGGCCGCUCGUGCCGCGCCCGCGUCGCGACGUCGCGGACGCCAAGGCGGACCUCGCGCUCGGCGGGCUCGCGCUCGCGUGCCUCACCGCGCUCUCCGUCGCGUCCGGCGCGCUGCUCGACGGCUCGUUCCUGAGACGCCGCGCGGCGAUCGCGGCGCGCGGACGCGUCGCGCGCGCGGCGGCGCUCGGCGCGGGCGUCGGCGCGACCGCGUUUCCGAUCGGACGCUACUGGGCCGAGACCGACCUCGCGGGGCUGCCGUACAGCGGCGCGACGGCGUCGGGGAAGCAGCCGCGCGCGAUGCGGCCGCCGAUCACGCGCGUGAACCCGCUGACGGACCCGAUCGCGUUCGCAUCGCGCGUGCUGACGCUGCAGUGGGGGCCCGUGGACGGGUCCAUCGCCGCGGACACGAGCGUGUAUCCGUUCGGGACGAGGAUGAAGAUCGAGGGGAUGGGGUGGGGGGUCGUUGAAGACCGCGGGGGGGGGGUCGUGGGGGGGGAUAGGAUAGACAUUUACGUGAGGCGGAGGAAGCGCGCGCUGGAGUUUGGAAGGAAGAGGGUCGAGGUCACGGUGCACCCGCCGCCGGCGGGUCGUUGA